Molecule: messenger RNA, 3188 nt
Organism: Melospiza georgiana
Lineage: Eukaryota; Metazoa; Chordata; Aves; Passeriformes; Passerellidae
Gene: CDC42SE2
Product: CDC42 small effector 2
Exons: 7
Coding region: 500-754 (84 amino acids)
Biological process (GO): regulation of Rho protein signal transduction
Cellular component (GO): plasma membrane
Molecular function (GO): small GTPase binding
Source: RefSeq, a predicted model, not a curated record
CGGGGAGGGGGCGCGGGGCGCCCGGCAGCGGGAGACGGAGGUGCCGGGGCGCGGCGGGCACACAAAGGAGCGGGCGCCGCCGUGGGCAGCGGAGAACGUUCCAGGAGAACGUGAAGCUCUGUGACAUUUAACUCUGAAGCUGGAUAUGCAUUAAACUUUUUUCAUUGCUCUCUAAAAUUGGGGAUAUCUUCACUGAAUAACUUGCUGCUUAAAGAAAGUAACAGAAGUUGGGAAAUUCAGGUUCACGUAACGCUAGGGACCAAAGAAGCAUUCGUAAUAUUUCUCUGGUGCUGGGAUCAACCUUCUGGAAGAAGACGCUAAAAUAACUUUUUGCCUUCAAGUUCUUUGUCCUGGGACUGACUUGUCUUUGGAGAAGAGCUCAUCAGAAAAGAAAAUUUUCACAUUGGAGCCAUUAAAAAUAAACCUGUUCAAAGAACAGGCAGACUUACAAAGGUUGACUCCUGCUUUUCAUCUGUGUUCCCACUUCAGACUGUAAACAAUGAGUGAGUUUUGGUUGUGUUUCAACUGCUGUAUUGCAGAACAGCCUCAGCCUAAAAGACGACGGCGGAUUGAUCGAAGCAUGAUUGGGGAGCCGACAAACUUUGUUCACACAGCUCAUGUAGGAUCUGGAGACCUGUUCAGUGGAAUGAAUUCAGUCAGCUCAAUUCAGAAUCAGAUGCAAUCCAAGGGAGGCUAUGGUGGUGGCAUAUCUGCAAAUGUUCAAAUGCAACUCGUAGAUACAAAGGCAGGAUAACCUUGGGGAUAACUUUCCUGUUUAUGUGAGUUCCUGUAUCUUCUUUCCUGUGUCCUCUCUUUUGCCUUGGUGACUGCUUUCUGUGCUCAUGACAAGAGAAGUGAUGGCUCAUUGUUCACCCUUCGUGAUUAGUCCAGUGAAAAGUUGCUGUUCUGCUCUGAUGAUGCCACUUAUGAGAUUGGUCCGACUGUGCCUUUCAGUGGCAUGCACGCAUUGGCCUCUACCAGUAUCAUGGACGUAGAGCUGUGCAAGGGUUAGGAACUCACGUUUUAAAAAGGAACUCGCCACGGAAGUUACGUCCAGAUAUGGACAACACUGGACAAACCAGACUAGCUCUAUUCACGCUAACCUUCUAAAGAUAUACCUUAAAUAACCUUGUUGCCAUCUAUAAGCCAAUUCUACAGAGGCCUAUUGUUAUUUGUCAUGUAUGCUCUACUGCUUGGGAAACUUUUCUGCUGUAUUUGCAAUGCUAACAAAACUUCAGUCUGAGGCCUAUACUUUUUUAACCAUUUCCUAAAAACCCUCUAACUUUAUGGAUUCCAACAGAGCUGUUUAGGAUUGGUUGUCACUUUUUAGUUGUUCUAAGGCACAUUAAAGUACCAGUCUUAGCUUUCCUCAUUCCUCAGAAAUACUAAUGUGUUGGAAUCUAUAAAGUUAGAGGGUUUUUAGGGUUUUUAGAGGGUUUUUAGAAAAGUAUUUCUUCUUUAUAAGCUAAGCAUUAAAUGCCAUCUUUUGAACUAUCUCAAAAGGCAGCUUGUGUAUAUCUAGACGUAACUGCCGCAGCGAGUAAAUUCCUUUGUAAAACAUAAGUUCCUAACCCUUGCAUUAAUGCACAACAUUCUGUUGCUUUUUAGUCUUUUAAUAUUUUCUCCACUCAAAUAGUUUAGAAAUGAAUGAGUUUCCACUAGUGUCUUCAAUUACCUAAUGUUCACUGAAUUUUUUAAAGGUCUGAGACCUGCAAGCACAAAUAAUUAUUUCAUACAAAAUCAACAGAGUAGAUGACUGCAUGCUUUGUGAGGUUGCUUUUUAUGGUGGCCUGCUUGGUGCUAAAAGAAAAAAAAAAUUGCUUACUGCAGAUGUGAAAAAUUUUGCUGUGGCACCAAGUCAUGCCUGUUUCUGAAAAAGGACUUGUAACUUAGCUGCUUCAGUCAUGUCUUUAUUUUAGUUUUUAUCCAAUUGGUCUUGAAAUAAUAAAGAGAGAGCUUGCAUUCAUGAGGCAUUUGUUGUAAAUGUUCAGUAUAUUUAUUUUGAAAGAGCUGACCUUGAGACCGUAAACCAGUGUAGUACCGUAUCUAAGUGUUGUGGAAUCGCUUUAGUCUAUUUACACAGAAGAGCAACGUUUGGCUGCUUCUUUUCCUUUCAAUUAAUUUCAACCUGUACAGUCAUUUCCAGUAGCAGCAUGUCAGACUGCCUGCAAUAUUGGCUGAAAAGUUUAGUAGACCUUUCUAAGUAGUUGGCAGUAUCUAUGUACUAAAUAUUUAGGGCCAUGGAAGUUGCUAAGAGCAACAUACUAAUCUGGCAGAACAGGUGCCAAUGAAAACAACAUACAGGGUGACUUUUUACUAAGUCAGUAAAAUGCCUUUUGCUCAGGUUCCAAAGCAUGUUUCUUUCACACGUUGUGAAACUGCAUUUUAAUAUUGCACUGUUUUCAGAUUAUCUCUAUAAGUGGUCCCUUUUUUGCUUCUUGCUGGUGGUUUUAGAGAAGUCAAUUAUUUGAGGCCUGGUUACAUUAGAUUUUUAUGAGGGAAAAAGACCCAAACCAUCUAAACAAAUAAGGCAUAACUGAUCCUAAUCAAAUCCAUUUCUAUGUGCAAAUAUGCAUGUAGACUACUGUCAUAAAUGAAUCUUUAUUCUCUUUCUAUUCUUUCCCUGAUUUCACAUUGCAACAGCUGGUGAUUUAAAUAUCUAUGAAUCUACCUACUCUUCUCUCUCUGUUUGUAAACAACACAUAAAAUACACAGCUAUGGAGGUAGUUUGCCUUCCUUAGGUUGUAUUUCAGUGGUAGAUGUCACUUAUCUGGUUGAAUAGUUCAAAGUAGGUUGGAUAGUGUUCGCUGAUAAAGAUUCUGAUUCCUGAUGAGAUGUUCAAUUGUCUGGAUGCAUAAGUACAUGGCAGUGCAGUGAUACAUAUAUUUUUUUUAGGGGUUAGCAUUUCCAAUGCCACUUUAACAAUGACUCUUAAAUAUACUACAAAAUUAUUACAAAAUUAUUUGAUCUUUGUUAUUGGUAAUAGCAGCUUAAAUUUGCUUGCCAAAACUAUCUUGCACUUGCCAAAAUGUUUUCAGCUCAAUAGCCAGGAAAAAAAUUGACAUAUUUUUAUAACAGACAUACUUUUUUUGUACAUUGUGUUCAUUCUUGAAUAAAGUCAGUUCAGUGUUGGCUUGUAGAUAUUAAAAGGAAAGUAUUGACUUUGAUUCAAUAAAUGUUUUCUUUCA